Molecule: messenger RNA, 1602 nt
Organism: Penicillium psychrosexuale
Lineage: Eukaryota; Fungi; Ascomycota; Eurotiomycetes; Eurotiales; Aspergillaceae
Exons: 2
Coding region: 1-1602 (533 amino acids)
Biological process (GO): transmembrane transport
Molecular function (GO): transmembrane transporter activity
Source: RefSeq, a predicted model, not a curated record
AUGCAGCCUGCGCAAUCGGAUUCUUGUGCAACCGACCCGCGUCCAUCGCCCCUGUGUGAGGUUGGACAUGUGAUCAAUGGAGAGGAUCCUCACACCUUGAAUCUAAAUCAUUCCAAAAAACCAGAAGUUGAUCAGGAAAUUCAACCGAUCGGCGAUGCACUGGUGCCUCUUUACAGUGUCCUGCCAAAUGGCGAGAAGACUUUCGUUAUUAUGGCGGGAUCUUUUGCAGCCCUUUUUUCACCUCUCUCCAGCAGUAUAUAUCUACCGGCCCUCCCAUCUUUGGCUAGCGACAUGAAUGUUUCUGUCUCCCUGAUCAACUUGACUAUCACCACAUACUUGAUAUUCCAAGGACUCGCACCUUCUUUCAUUGGCAGCUUUUCUGAUAACUAUGGACGCCGUCCGGCAUAUAUCAUCGCUUUUGCCAUUUAUCUUGGAGCUAAUAUUGGCCUCGCUUUGCAAGACAACUUCACGGCACUGAUGAUUCUGCGCUGUAUGCAGUCCUCGGGCAGCAGUGGAACCAUCGCAUUAGGAAGCGCUGUUGUAGCCGAUCUCUCGACCCGCGCUGAGCGUGGGAAAUACAUUGGAUACGCUGGAAUUGGACUUGCACUAGGACCGACGCUUGGCCCCGUUAUCGGUGGGCUGUUGGACCAUUUCCUCGGGUGGCGAUCGAUAUUUUGGUUCCUGGUUAUUAUGUCUGCUGUUUGCUUGGUGGUGAUCCUUAUCGUUCUCCCUGAGACGUGUCGAGCUGUUGUGGGCAAUGGGUCGGUGCCGCCAGCCUCGUGGAACCGCCCACUGUGGACAUUGUUCGUACGAACAUCACGAUUCGACGACAACCAAGGGACUGCUGACCACUCCACCGUCCACCGAUUGAAGAAGCGCCCGAAUCCAAUUACAGCGCUCUUGAUAGCCACACAAAAAGAGAUGGGGUUGGUUUUAUUGUACGGAUCCUUUUUGUACGCAGGGUACAUGGCCGUUAUUAGCACUUUGUCGACCCAGUUGGCGAGUCGAUUUGGAUUCAACUCGAUUGAAAUUGGAUUGUGCUAUCUUCCGAUGGGCAUCGGAAGCAUAAGCUCCCGCUGGGUAGUUGGCCGAGUCAUGGACUGGAACUUUCGCCGCGAGGCACAGUUGCAGGGAAUGGUCAUUCACAAAAACCGACAGCAAGAUAUUGAAAAGUUCAAUGUCGAACGAGCACGCUUGGCGAUCACUCUUCCACUGAUCUAUAUGGCUAGCCUUUGUAUCUUAGCUUACGGUUGGGUGAUGCAGUAUCGCACUUCGCUGGCCGGCCCCCUUGUGAUGUUGUUCUUCACCGGUCUUACAACCACAAGUGCAUUCAACACCUUGAGUACUUUGGUUGUAGAUAUCAAUCAUCAAAGCGCCGCCACUGCUGCUGCGGCAAAUAAUCUAUUUCGCUGUCUAUUGGGUGCGGGAGCCACGGCUAUUGCAUCGCCUCUAAUCAAAUGCAUUGGCAUUGGAUGGACAGGUACAUUCAUCGCUGGCCUUUGGGUGUUAGGCAGUCCUGCUCUAUGGGUUGUUUUCUACCGAGGGUACCGGUGGAGAAGCGAGCACAAACAGGCUAAACUCACCAAUCAGACGCACGCUUGA